Microplitis mediator is the source of this 3191-nucleotide messenger RNA. RefSeq names its product protein peste-like. The transcript has 9 exons. Gene Ontology annotation, cellular component: membrane; cytoplasm. Lineage: Eukaryota; Metazoa; Arthropoda; Insecta; Hymenoptera; Braconidae. Gene Ontology annotation, molecular function: scavenger receptor activity. The coding region runs from base 228 to 1949 and encodes 573 amino acids. The record is from RefSeq and is a predicted model, not a curated record.
AUAUCUUCACCUACAAUUCAAAUCAACGUCUCCAAUAAAAUAAUAAAUAGAUAGUGAUCAGGAGCGAAAUAAUAAAUCAGAUAACGAUAUUUAUUUAAAAUUAAGUAAUGUGAGAUAAAUAAUUGGGGUUUAUGUAAUUAUCGGUGUCUAUAGUUCAAUAUAAUUCAUGGAAUUUUAUCUUCUUGAUAUUUAUUAUAAGUAUAUAUAUAUUAAUUUGCGCUACAAGAAUGAUACAACGGGAAAUGGAUAAUGAACACCAAGAUGACGUGGAUUUUGUACCGAUGCACGAGUACAGAGGAGAAAUAAUUGAAGUCAGUGAAAAAUUACUUGCAUUAUCAAGUGAAAUGAGUGAUGAUCAGCGUAAUGACGAAAGUGAUUUUAAAAAUCAAGAGACUGUUGACACAAAGUUAGAAAAUUCUGGUGAUAAUAAAAUAAAUAAAAGUGGAUUGCAAAGUCGACAGCAGCCCAAAAAAAUGGGGAUUUCCAGAUUUAAAUUGGGCAUCAUCUUCGGGGUUGCUUGCGCUGCUAUUUGUUCUGGGAUAACUGCUGGCUUCCUAUGGAAUUCCAUUUUUUAUAAAAUACUUUUUAAAGAGCUUGUCUUGUCUCCAACAUCACAAAGCUACACCAUGUGGGAAAAAACACCUAUUCCGAUGUACUUAGAAAUUUAUCUCUUUAAUUGGACGAACCCCAAAGACUUUUCAUUAAAAUCUAAGUACAAACCUCAUUUCAAUGAAAUGGGUCCUUAUGUUUUCAGUGAAGUUGAUUAUAAAGUAAAUCAAGUGUGGAAUGAAAAUGACACGAUAACAUUUCAACAAAAACGUGUCUGGCAUUUCAUAGCAUCCAAAUCAAACGGAACGUUAAGUGAUAAAAUAACAAAUAUUAAUCCAGUAGCUGCCUCAAUAGGAUACAAAUUAAGAUUCAAAGGAUUAUUUGCACUACUUGCAGUUAAUAGUGUCCUGAAAAUUCUCAACGAAACACAAACAAUUACUAAGACAGUACGCGAGUUAUUAUUCGAUGGUUAUCAUGAUGAAUUACUCGAGUUAGUUAACAAAUUAAACGUAACUAAAGAUUUACCAUUUUCUAGAUUCGGUUGGUUUUACAACCGGAACAAUUCUGAAACUUAUGAUGGAACCUUCAACAUGCUAACGGGAUCAUCAGGUUUAUGGAACACGGGGAUAAUUCAGCAGUGGAAUUACAGCAAUAAAUCGAAGAUAUUCAAACACGAAUGUGGCUCAAUAAAUGGCACACUAGGUGACAUAUGGCCGACGAAUGCUGAAAACAAGUCGGUUAACAUUUUCGCGCCAGACGUUUGCACUCUGCUGAACCUGGACUACAGCGAGCAACAAGAGCACGAAGGUUUGGUCGGUAAAAAAUAUGUUUCUACUGCAAGGAUGCUUGACAAUGGUACCGAUGUACCAUCACGUGCUUGCUACUGUCAGGAUGUCGAGUGUCAACCCAGUGGUGCGCUCAAUGUGUCAUCAUGCAAAUUUGGCGCUCCCGCUUUUAUCAGUUUGCCGCAUUUUUAUCUCGCGGACCCGAGUUAUCUCAACGCCGUCGACGGAUUGAGUCCCUCGAAAGAUAAACAUGAAUUUUCUAUGCUCGUUGAACCAAAUUUCGGAAUCCCGCUACAAGUCAAAGCUCGUCUGCAACUAAAUUUAUUAAUUCAACCGAUCAAACAUUUGUCAAUAUAUACAGACAUACCGCGUGUUUACAUGCCUGUGCUGUGGUUCAAACAGGAGGCGAAUUUGACUGAAUCAUAUGGAAAACAAAUUAAAUUUAUUGCGACUCUGCCAUUGUUGGGGCACGUGACCUUUUAUGGAAUAGCUUGCAUUGGAUUGUUACUGGCAUUCAUCGGAACGGGACUUUUGAUAAAAAGGUUCAGAAAUUCCGAAGACAAUCAACGGCUUAUUCCCAAAACGGAAGUCAAUACUCCGUCAAGUAACGGGUGAUUUUAAAUAAUAAAAUAAUAGUUUUUAUCACAAAGAAAGCGAGUAAUCGCAUUUUUAGGUAAGGGGUCGUACUUAAAUUGCGUAAACAUUUAGCAUCUCUUUUUUACCCCCACCUUCUUAUUAACAAUUCGUAUCAAAACAUCCCUUCCCCCCCUCUAUAUUGUACAUAAUUUUUUUUAUCCUGGAAUAGGUCAUAUUUAAAAUAUAUUUAUAAUUAUCGACUGAUAGACCGGUAAUACAAAUCUAUGGUGGAUUGGAAAAAUUAUUGUUAUGAUUAUGAUGUAUUUAAUUAUUUAAAUUAAUUACGUUUAGCCAUAGGCGAAUUCCGGCGCGGCAAAUUUAAUUAAUUUUUUUUUUUAAUUAUUAAGUUUUGUGUUUACUUUUAAAAAUUAGAAACUCCCUCCCCCAGACACUAACAGUAACAAACUUUGACUCCCUCUGGCCUUAAAUUUUUUACGUAAUUUGAGUACGGCCGUAACAGUUAAAAAUAAAUCGUGGGUUUAAAUAAUUUAAAAAAUAUUGAAAAGUAUUCAGCUGUUAAAAUACUUUGAUGUGAAAGAAAUAAUGUAGACAUAAUUUAUAAUGUUAAUUGAUGUUAGUUAAGCUUGUAUUGGUGAUACUAAGUGCCUCGAAAUUAAUAACAAUCAGACUUGUUAGCAGAUUUAAAAGUAUUAAAAUUAUAUAAUUCAUUAAAGAUUCAAAUAUUUAAAUAAAAUAGGAACGGCAGUGAUACUUUACCAUAUUUAAAGUCUAUUUAAAGAGUAGCUCAAUUAAUUAUAUAUAUAAAAUAAAAUUUAAAAAAUAAACAAUAUCAAUUGUUAACAUGUAUUACGGGCAAAAUAUUUUUACAGCAUUAGGAAUUAAUUUUAUUUUCAUCGGUCUCAGUUCAAACUCUUCGUUGUCUAUUGAAAAAUAAUUUUCUUUUUUAUUCUGGAAAAAAGUAGAAUAUUUUUUUAUUUAGUAAUUAACUUUUGUUAAUUAAAAAAAAUUUUUAAAUUAGUAAGUAUACUUACAGAGUCUUCUGUUGAGUCGGGAAGAAAUUCAAUUUCUUUAGCCUCAAAUAUAUUUUCUAUUACUUUCUUUUUACCUUUGAUCCGCCUCCAUCCUUCAGUGACAAAUUCAAUGUAAUUUAUGGAUUCAGGACCUUCCAAAAAUCAUUUUUAUUAGUUAAUUAAUUAAUAUUAUUUUUAUAAUUUGUAUUUGUAAAUAUGUUUAUAAUUAAUAAUAAAUAUUUACUAAUAA